CAAAUGCCCUGCAGCAGAUGACACCCGAGUCCGGGCAUCACAUGCUAUCAAUGUACUAUGCGGCACUCCGAUCACAAUCUCCAGAGCCUCGCAAGCAGUACCUUGUCGUGUUCACCGACAAGGCGAGCCUCGCGGCGGUUGACGCCGACACCCGGGGGUUAACCAAGUGGGCGCGUGACGACAGCUCCGCAAUGUACGAUGACGUGGACUGGGAUAACAUUGGCGACCGCUGCCGAAGCAAGGACAUCGCUUGCUCGUGUGUCAUAUUGGGCUCGCCAGAAGCAGGGAGGUCGACGACGGCGCCCUUCGGGCGAGAUGGGUCGACUGUUGAGAAGUUGCGCAAGAUGUGCCAGGCGAGCAGCCCUGAGGGGCCGGACGACGCGUGGUUCGCGCUCCCCUCAGACUCGGAUGUGUACUUGACGGAGAUGUCUGUCAAGAGUACGGCACCGCCGCCACCACCGGUCCCCGCUCCACCCGAGAUCAAACCUGUUCUCCCAACGGCGGCAUCCGCACAGCCUUCCGCCAAUGGCCCCACGGAAGCGCAAAUCCAGUACCAGCAGGCGCAAACGGCGGCUAUGGCUGUCAAAAUGGCGCAGGCUGCGCAAGCGCAGGGACCAAACGGCGGUCCAUUCCAAGCUUUAGCGCAACUCAUUGCGAGUGGACGACUGGAUCCAGCGGUCAUGACCCAGCUAGCAGGCAACAUCCGUUCCACCGACCUGGCUGUUCGUCAGAGGGCGAUGGCGCAGCUAAGCCAGCUCAUGGUUCAGGCCCAGAACAAGAAUCUGGGAGCUUCAGGUGCCACCGCCGCUGGCAAUGUCAAGAGUACAAACAACCAGGCUCAGGCCAAUGGCGCCAAUGGCAGCGCCGGCACUAACGCCCCAGCGCUGCCUGCUGCUGCCAACCCUUCGAGCACCGGAGUUGCUGCUGGCACUGCACAGAUCCCUUCAGGAGCGCCCCCACAGAACAUUUCCAUUCCCAACCUCAACCCGGCGGGAAUGACUCAGCAGCAGUUUGUGGCUGCCAUGCAAGCAAGGCAGCGUGCGGUGCAGGCGCACACGAACCAGCAGAUGUCUCAGCAGCAGCAGAACCAGCUCAGCCAGCUGCAAGCGCAGCAGGGUAACCAGCAGAGCAACACGGGCCAGAACGCGAAUGCGACCCAGAGCCAGAACCAAAGCCAGUCGCAGAACGCCCAGGCGACGGCGCAAACGACACAGCAGCUGCAGAGCCAGCAACAGGCGCUGCUCUUCCAACGGCAGCAGUUGCUGGCGCAACAGCAACAGCAGCAGCAGCAGCAGCAGCAGGCUCAGCAGGCUUCGCAGCAAGGUCAACAGACUCAGCAGGGCCAGCAGCCUCAGCCACAGAAUCCCCAAGCACCCAGCGCGCCACAGUUGCGGCCUCCGGCUUGGUCGGGCACCAUCAGUUGGAUGCUCAAGGGUCAGGAGCGCAGCAUCAUUCCAGUGCAAUGCUCGGUGCUCAGCCAGACAAUGAACCCAGCAGAUCUGAUGCUGCAGCAAUGGCCUUCGAACCUGGAGAUGUCAGCUAUGACGCCGAUGAACAUGGCCGACCUGCAGACGUAUGUGAAGGCGCACAAUGCGCCGUGCGUGCUCUUCAGCGUCUCUCCACAAGCAAACCCGGAUGCCAAGGCGAAAAUGAACUACCUAGCUGCAAGCCUGUUGGCGAAGCAGCUCGCCGCUUUCAUUAAGUUUGGCAACCCUGGGUGCGGCAUCCUGCUGGUCUCGGCCAGUAGGGGUCCACAGACGCCUGGCAAUGAGCAGAACAACCGUCUACUCGGCGUUGUUUGUCUGAAGCAGCCGUAUCCUGCUCUCAACCCGGCCGCCGCCGCCGCGAACCCGAGCACGGCCCAAGCCCAGGUCCCUCAGCAGCCUGUGACAAUCAAUGGCAGCGUCAACAACGGCGCAUUCCAGAACGUGCCCAACAUCUCACCGCAAUUCCUGCAGAACGCCCAGCUCCAGAGUCAGCUGCUGGCGAACCAGGCGCGUCCCACCCCAGCGCACUCGCGCACACCGAGCCAAAGCCAGCCGACACAGCCGCCCGCGCGUCCGAGCACACUGCAGCAGUUCGCCAACCAGCCAAACUUGCAGACGCUGCAGCAGCUGCAGAUGCGGCAGUUGGCCGCCACACAGCAGCCUCCCCGUCCAUCAAACAUGACGUUGUCCGAGGCCCAAAAGAAUGGCAUCAUCAAGCUGCUGCGCGAAGCCAACAUCAACGUGGGCGAGACGUUCGAUCCGAGCCAGAUACCCCGCGAAACCCUCACUCAGAUUAUUCAGCAAGCCAAGGACAAGACGAAGCAAAACAUGCUUCAGAAGAUGCAGAGCCAGGCGAACCAAUCGACCUCGAAUCCGACAUUAGGCCUUGGAGGCCAGCCCAACCAGAGUCUGGGCGGCCUUGGCAACCUCAACGCACAGGGAGGUGGCAACAUGAACCUACCGGCAGGCUACAACUUCAUGAACCACAUGAACCUGCAGAAUCUCGGCAGCUUGGGCGGUAUCAACAUGGCGCAGCUCGCCAUGAACCAGCAGAACCAGAAUAAUGCCAACCAGGGCGGCACGCAGCCGCAACUAAAUGCGGCUACGCUUGCGAGCCUCGGCCAGAUACCCGGAUUCAACCUCCAGCAGUUCCAGGCGGCGCAGGCUGCACAGGCGGCCCAGAACGCGCAGAACAACAACAACGGGCAAGGCGCCCUCGGCCUCUUUGGGCAGACGGGGCUCGGUAGUCUCAACCCCACCAUGUUGAACCAAUUCCAACAGCAGCAUUAGAGAUACAUUGUAGCACAGUAGGCGUACCUAUGGAUGACAUGUACAGUUAUGAG
Molecule: messenger RNA, 2830 nt
Organism: Cutaneotrichosporon oleaginosum
Lineage: Eukaryota; Fungi; Basidiomycota; Tremellomycetes; Trichosporonales; Trichosporonaceae
Source: RefSeq, a predicted model, not a curated record